Molecule: messenger RNA, 7645 nt
Organism: Cricetulus griseus (Chinese hamster)
Lineage: Eukaryota; Metazoa; Chordata; Mammalia; Rodentia; Cricetidae
Source: RefSeq, a predicted model, not a curated record
GGUUAUUUUCUAAAUUUAAAUGUCCUUGGAAAUGACCAUUUUUCUUUUGCUAGCUGAUAGUAACUAUUUUAUAGCAUAAAAAUAUGCUGAAAACAAUUCAGUGGGCUUUUUAUAUGUAAUUUUAAAAACUUAUAGUUAGUAGCUUAACAUUAAAAUCACUUAGUGCAUCAGGAAUUUGCUGCACUUUGGGAAUUUUAUGCUUGUUUCAAAAUGCCUGUUUUGGAAUGUUAAGAGCUAUAAGAUACAGCUCCUCCCAGACUAGUAAUUUUGAAAUUCCAGAACAGGAAGUUCUGGCUUCCUUUUUUCCCCCCAGAUAAAUUUGAAAGCAUAUUUCUUGUGUUUCAGGGGUUAGGAGUAGAGAGGGAAAAUGGAUUAAGUAACUAAUUUGCCAAGUAGAGUCUUACCUGGCACUCUUAAUUUAAGAGCACAGUGAGCCCCAAGUUGGGGAAUAAGGUGAUAGAGGAAGAGGUAUUAAUUCUACAAAGUUACAUGCCCUGAAACUGCACAGGAAAUAUUCCAGUAGGUUUCUUACCUGGAAAUACCAGAAGAUUAUAGUGUAGACUUUUAUCAUUUCUGAUUUUGAAUGGAGAGUUUUAAAUCAUUGUUGGAACCUUGCUGUAAUUCCAUACAAUCAGAGAUGCUCUGAUUUGUAAGGAAUGUUCAAGGUUAUGAGCACAUGGAAAUCUCUUUUGUAGUUUGUUUUACUUGGUAGAAAUUAUAAAAACACAAUCAGUUAUAACUGCUUAGAUAUUUUUAAAGCUAUCAUUUUGUGAGAAAAUUUUUACCAUUUUUGGGCAUGCAACUUUACUGCAUUAUUGUACUUCCACAUUUAUAACUAGUAUCAGGAAGAAAAUGAUACACAUUUUUUUAUUAGUUUUGUCAAAUACAAGUGAUGAAUUUCACAGCUGUUAAGCCUGACUAUGCACUGCCAACAAAGAAAUAAUGCGUUGUUAUAUUAAGAAAGAGAGAAGAGUAAGAGAAGCAAAUGAAGGAAGGGAAGUCUCUAGUGGAGAAGUUGGGAGAGAGGAGGUGUGCCGUGCAGUGUGUGCCCUGUGCACUUGACUCACUGUAUGCCUCCACACUAGGGAAGCAGCAUGUGGUGUAAAUGAGAACAUUUCACCAGAUUUUUCAGUUUCUUUCAGUUUGCUGGGUUUUAGUUCAGACAGCAAUGUGAGAAGAGGGUGCAAAAGUGGUGUUGAUACCAAUUGAGCAUGAACUAUUAUUAAUACAACAUGCCACUUUGGAUAAAAAUAUACUUUCCUUAUGCUUGUCUAAAUAUGACCCCUUUUUGUUGUUGCGUGCAUUUCAGAUUUCUUUUUAUAAAUGUUAACACUUAGAAAAAAUAAGAUCAACAUAGCAGGUGUGAACCUAAUCAUCAGUCAUAACUUUAUGUCCACAUUUUCUGGUAGAUGGAUUUUGACUAUUAAUUUGGUUUUGUAUGUUUUCUCUAUGUGAUAUUUGUGCAUUAUUAGAUGACUAGACUGGCCAAGGCAGACCUGUUACACUUGCCUGAGUCAGGCAUUGUUUGCCAUGCCACUAAACCUGCCGCCAAGUGAAACCUUCAUUGGGGAAAUGAGAUCGGAGUCUGAACCGCAGAAGAUGGACGCCCUGUCUCUGUUUUUAUUGUUUUACUUUAAUUUCAUUUCUUUUUAUUUUGUCCCUUUUUUUUUGUUUUGUUUUGUUUUUGUUUUGUUAAAUCUCUCUCACUUUUAACUUGUGAGCUGGUUUUCCAGUUCUUUGUAAAUGGUAUUCCAUUAAGAAUUCAUAACAUGUUGCAAAUUUAUGGGGGAAUGAUUAACAGAGCUGAACCUUGAGAUGAACUAUAUUGCCAUGCAGUAAGUUAGAGUGCAGUGCUGGGAAGAUGGUUGGUGCCUUUUAAUUGGUGUUUGUGGGUUGAGGGACAUUUUGAUCUUCAAACAUUAAGACAUUUUGAUCUUCAAACAUUAAAACAUUUACACUAGAAUUGUAGGAACAUUUUCUGAUGGGCUCAGUGCUUAUUAUUUUUUCCCCAAGUCUACAUCUCUCAUAAAACCAACUGAUGGCUUCUAAUUUUUAUCCUUCCCCUACAACUGUAGGCAUGUAAAACCAUCAAGGAAAAUUAAGUACAUUUCUUUUAACAAUCUGAAGGUAGGGGGAGGCCUUCGUCUUUUAUUAGCUUGGUCCUAAGAAGCCUUUUGUUGCCUCCAUGGGGAAUGGAUAUUGGAGAAGACUGUUGGUUAUUUAUUUGCAUGAAUGUUUUUUUUGUUUGCUUGAAUUUUUUUGCUGAGAAUUCUUUAGAGGCUACUAGCUUUUUAAGUGGAUUUUGAAGUCAGGACUCACAGUGUGAGAGAUGUUUGCCUCAGUUUCCUUUGAAGUGUAGUUUGGGGAAAAUGCUAAAUGCUCACGUGUUUUAUACUUCUAUACUCUGAGUUUUAGAGGAUAAAUUUUAUUUUGGAAAUAAAGCAAUGGAAGUUUUCUUAAGGUAUCUUUAAUAGAAUAAGACCAAAAUAAUACUGAGCUUAUAGUUACUGAUUUUUUAGUUUAUUGGCAUGAAUGGUAGGGAGAAUCUCAUAGCCUGCUGGUAUUUAAGGUAGAACUGAGGCUUCAUAGUACUAAGUAAUGAGCUUGGCUCAUGUCGAAUACCUUACUGUCUGUGUAACCUCUAUAUUGUAUGGAUAGCUGGGUUUGGUUAUUGACAAGCAAUAUUAAAUUUGGUACACUACUAGAUUGGAACUCUUUUAGGUGCAUAAAUUAGAGUACUGGAAGCAUAGAGUGCACACCUCAGGACUGCAGUUACUCAUCAGAGGUGUUCAGGUUUUAAACCUUAAAAAAUACUAUAUAUUUCUAGUAGAUAAAAUGAAUGUGAUAAUUAAUAUGAAUAGUAUAGUAUAUAUAUGGGCAUAUAUAGAUGUAUAGUAAUAGUGGUAACUAGUAGUUCAUUGUUAGUUGAUAUCUUCUGUAAGGCCUACCUUGUUAUCAUUCUGCAUGUUAAGAAAUUUGUUCUCCAGAUUUAAAGUAAUAACUUCGUUUUUGAAAUUAGUUAAAUUUAGAUGCUGUAAAAUUAGAAAGUAUACAUUUGCCAAAGCCACUAAACUGUAAUUCUAAUUUUCUUUCUAUAGAUAAGCUAUAACCAUUAUUUAAAGUUUUAAAUUCCAUCUUGAGUUCCAUCCAUGCUUAGAGGUCUUUCCAGAAGUUUAGACAUUCUUUCUUACAUCUGGUUGUUUUAAAUAGGAUUAUACCACUGAAACCAGGCAGAAUGCUUUUGAAAAUUUUCACACAUAUUUCAGUUUGUGUGAUUUUUUUUUAAAGUACAGUUUUAACACACUCUUAAUAAUAGGAAUGAUUAUUUAUAUAUGCAAUCAAGUUUGAGAAAUAUACCAGUUUUUGCAAAAAGAUAGGGUAAAAUAUGAGUUUUAGUCUGUCAACUUUUUCAAUUCAGAAACUAAAUAUGGGAGAUCAUGAAGUUACAAGUAAAUUUUUCAUUUUUUUUUUUAAGUUGCAGGCAUUUUUCUUCACUUCUAAAGUGAUUUUAGUAUUACUCCUGUUAGAAAAUUACAGGCUUCAUAAGAAAAGCAUUUUUUUAAAGUUUUAGUUAACUAUUAUUCAGCUAAGUAUACAUAAAUUGCAUCUGAAAGUUAGUAUUUUAAGUUUCCUGAGACUGGGGAAAUGUUGUUCAGCCCCAUGAAUUUUUUGGGAUUGGAUUCUUUUUAGGUAUUACGGAUGUUGGUGAGGUGCCUUAUUGAUGAAUGGGUAUGGACUUUUUUUAAUCGAAGCUGAUGCAUGUUCUAGUUUUCUGUUUUCUUCUGUUUAUCUGCAGUUGAGUGGAGUCUUGGAGGGUUGUCAGAAUUGUCUGCUCACAGUAGGUAGCUACAGUAACAGGCUAGAAGAGACACGCAUUAUGGAACAGAUUUCAAUUCGCACAUAUUUGUUUUUUUCUUUUUCUUUUUUCUUUUUUUUGACUAAUUUGGUUAUUUGCCAUUUCUGGGGAUUAAACUUUAAAAAAUGUUCUUCUUUUCUGUAUCUGAUGUUCUGUGUGCUAUUAGUGACGCAGCCAACACGAACGGUUGUCAUGUGUAACACAACUUUCGAUCACCGCGAAAACAGCGUCCUGGGAAAGCGUCCAUGCUUGAUAUCGUUUGGUUCAUGAACAUUAAGUUUCCAGUACAGGUAAAAUCCCAGAGGAAGCCAAAGCCCUUUCUUUACUGGCUCCUGCUCCAACCAUGACAAGCCUGGUGCCUGGUGCAGGAUUGCUUCCCAUUCCGACUUCCAGCCCUCUGACGGCAGUGAGUAGUCUUGGUGUUUCACUUAGCAGUUUGGGAGCCAUACCAGCAGCAGCACUAGACCCCAAUAUUACAACACUUGGAGAGAUCCCACAGCCACCACUUAUGGGAAAUGUGGACCCUUCCAAAAUUGAUGAGAUUCGGAGGACAGUCUAUGUUGGAAAUUUGAAUUCACAGACGACGACAGCUGAUCAACUGCUUGAAUUUUUUAAACAAGUUGGAGAAGUGAAGUUUGUUCGGAUGGCAGGUGAUGAGACUCAGCCAACUCGGUUUGCUUUUGUGGAAUUUGCAGACCAAAAUUCUGUACCAAGGGCCCUUGCUUUUAAUGGAGUUAUGUUUGGAGACAGGCCACUGAAAAUAAAUCACUCCAACAAUGCAAUAGUAAAACCUCCUGAGAUGACACCUCAGGCUGCAGCUAAGGAGUUAGAAGAAGUAAUGAAGCGAGUACGGGAGGCUCAGUCCUUUAUCUCAGCAGCUAUUGAACCAGAGUCUGGAAAGAGCAAUGAAAGGAAAGGCGGUCGAUCUCGUUCCCACACUCGCUCAAAGUCCAGGUCUAGCUCAAAAUCCCAUUCUAGAAGAAAGAGAUCACAAUCAAAGCACAGGAGUAGAUCUCAUAACAGGUCACGGUCAAGACAGAAAGAUAGACGUAGAUCCAAGAGUCCACAUAAAAAACGCUCUAAGUCUAGGGAGAGGCGGAAGUCAAGGAGCCGUUCACGUUCACGGGACAAGAGAAAAGAUACACGAGAAAAGGUGAAGGAAAAGGAAAGAGUGAAAGAGAGAGAGAGGGAAAAAGAAAAGGAGAGAGAAAGGGAAAAGGAUCGUGAAAAAGACAAAGAACGGGGUAAAAACAAAGAUAAAGAUCGAGAGAAGGAAAAGGAUCAUGAAAAGGAGCGAGACAAAGACAAGGAAAAGGACCAAGACAAAGACAAGGAGCGGGAAAAAGACAAAUCCAAAGAGGCUGAUGAGAAACGGAAGAAGGAUAAGAAGUCCAGAACACCACCCAGAAGUUACAAUGCAUCAAGAAGAUCUCGUAGUACCAGCAGGGAAAGGCGGCGGAGGAGGAGCAGGAGUUCUUCCAGAUCUCCAAGAACAUCAAAGACCAUAAAAAGAAAGUCUUCCAGGUCUCCAUCUCCCAGGGGCCGAAAUAAGAAAGAUAAAAAGAGAGAAAAAGAACGGGACCACAUCAGUGAUAGGAGAGAAAGAGAGCGUUCUACCUCCACAAAAAAGAGUUCUAAUGACGGGAAGGAGAAGGUGGAGAAGACCAACACACCAGUUAAGAAGGAACACAGUAAAGAGGCAGAUUCAAGUGUGAGCCAAGAUACAGAUGAGAAGGACCCACCAAGGACUGAGGAAGAAAACAAAGUACAGCAGAAUGGGAAUUGCCAACCAAGUGAAGAGAGCCUCUGCAGUAAAGCUGAUGUGGUGUAGGACCACCUGCUGCAUCUUUCCCUCCUUGGUGGGAUCAAACCCAAAGCUUUCAGUUCACAACAAGAUGUAAAUGGGGAAGAGACUCACAUAUGGGAACUAACAGCUUUUCCAGCUAUGAGGUGACAUUGUGGACAUCUUGUUACUGAGCAUGGGCAUCAUGAAAAUAAUCAGAUAUCACCCAAAUUUACCAUCUUCUGAAGUCUGUGCAUUUCCAUGGUGGCUGGCACACUUGUCAUGUGGUUCAUUAGUGUUUGCCAAGAAGCAUUGCAAGUAAAUUGAACAUCACAGAUCCAGAAUUGAACUAUCCCUAAAGACUGGAGAUGAGCAUUGGAGGCUCUUAAAGAAAAUGCUAGUUACUGAAUUUUGUAUUGUUUUACUUUUUUAAAGAAAUUUUCAAUAUAUACAGUUUGAUGAUGUGCUUGAAUUUGUGCAAAUAUAUAUAUACACUCUUGUAAAGUGCAAAGUAUGUAAGAAGUUUUAACAUUUACUUCACAGGACUUAACAGUGAUUGUGGUAAAUUCUCACUAUUGUGUUUUCUUUUGCUCACUGUUUGGACAUCAGUUUUUCUUUUAAAACAGUUUUACAGAUUAAAAUUGCUUAAAUAAGUGGAUUAAAAACCAACUGACAAUGCAUGCUACUGUUCUCUUUCAAGAGAAGAGAAACUGUGUUGAAUACUAAUAACAACAUGUUAGUAUUCAGUGUUUAGAAUCAUUGGGUCUGCCACAAAAAUGAGCAUUUCUUGAACUUUGUUGACAUUUCCAAGCUCAUGAAUAAUAUUGCAGUGUGUCUUGUCAGCUGUAGGUGGCAAAGAUCCCCUUAUAAAAAGGAAACUGAGUUUUCAAAAUGGGCCAUGGGAGCACAAGCUGAAGCUUUAGUGCCUUCUACAAUGUGUGGUAUACUGUUUUCUAGGGUUUUAUAUGUGCUAGUCAUUCUCAAUUCAUAUGAAUCUAGAUGGCUGUAUUCUGUUCACAACCAUGGGGAAGUAUGCUAGGGGUUUGUCAGAAGGAAGUCCUGUUUACAAGACUUGUGGAGUUUCAAACAACAUUGUAGUUUUGGGACCACCAGUUUUCUACUGUGAUGAUUGAAAGGGAGACAUACUCUUACUUCAAAUCAGAGGAAACCAAUUAGUUGUCUUCAUUGGAUGGCCUUAAUAUUACCUCGCAAUCAUUUUCUUCUAAUGAUACAGAAAUUAUACUUAAAGGAAGGACUGGGAGCAUAUAGAGGUGGUUUUGUGUUUAACAAUAUGCUUAUGUGAGUUUAAGACACAUGGUCAUCCACCAAUCUUAGGCUCAAUUUUUCAUAGAAGGUAUGUAAGUAGUAAAAUGAAAACUGUUAAUGUUUUCUGCGAAACUAUCAAUUCUGGUUAAUGCACUAGUCAUUAUUGUUACAUUUCCAAAUAAACCAAAAACACUUAAUUUGCAAAUCUUAUUUAAAAAUGAAUUUUAGUUUUAUUUAAUACAAUCAAAUUACUCAGUUGCCUUACCUUAUGGGAAGGGUUACUGUCACAGAUUGAAGAAGUCAAGUAGCACUUUAGUUACUUGGUUCCAAUUUGAGUCUUGUUUUCACAUUAAUACUGUUGAAACUAUAAUUUGAAGAGUAGAAAGGCCCUUUCUCCAAGUCAUAUAGCCUGGUUUGAUUAUGAAGCUGCUUAAUCAUCUUCAGAUUACUGUGUGUAUGUGUGUUUUCUUUUUGUCACUGUGUACAUUAAACUUUGGAAGAUGCUUUACUAUGUAAAGUAUAGAUGGCCAUUUAAUAGUUUAGCCACAUAUGGUUGGCUGGUAAACAGCUUAUUCUGAUACAGAAAUGAUUGGGCACCUGUGGAAAGAUUGUGAAGGAGUGUGUCUCGCUUCAACCGAUGUCUUAUUUAUGAUAUGUAAGUAGAAUAGAGCAAAUGUUUGAUCUUUGUUAUUUUUUAGUACCAUUUCUCUUAAUAAAGUUCAGUAUUUUAGAGGAAAGUC